GGUGAGGGCUGAAUUCCAGAUGCUCUACCAGGAGCAGUUUCAGAGCAUGCGCCCGAUGCAGUCUCCUAUAGAGGAACAUGUGGUCCCUCCCCCUCCCACAGGGAGAAGCGGCAAAGGAAGUUGUUCCGCAUCAGCCAUCCCAGAGGAUGACAUGGACGAUGGUAGUCCAUGUCUGCUAUACAUUUUAGAAGAAGAUGAGAUGGUGCUGGUAGCUCGUGGAACAGAGUUUAGGUCAGCGACUGUAUGUCAUGGUAUGCAACUAUUAGAGGAUGAGGUGAAGGUAUCAGUGGAUGAAAUGAUCAUGCCAGAUGCCUCGGUUCCACUGUCCACGGAAGAGAUUUUCACUGUGGAACAAGCAUAUAAGUCGUUUAUCACUUGGCCUAAAUUUUUGGUUAAACCAGUUUCUGACCCCUCGACGCAGGAACAACAGAAGAUUCCUCUAUCUGAGGAUGACCCUCUUUCUUCAUUGCAUCUACUUGCUGACAUCCUUGAUGAUAAGCCUUUGGAGGUUCAGUAUGAUGCUAAUGUAUUUGGGCAUGGCUCUGAGGUCCCAAUAUACCUUAAUAGCCAAGAUGUCCGUGAGCUUGCGUCGGGAACACAAGAGUUGAAUAUUUCAAUUAUUCAACUAUGGACGAUGUAUAUGUCUGGGGUCACUAAUAAGUUGGGGCGUUCUGAUGAUUAUGGAUUCAUUGAUCCCCAAGACAUUCAUGAAUCAAAUGAUUUUGAUCAUAUCAACACGAGAAUGAUAAGCAGUUUUCGAAGGGGCAAGAAAAUAUACUUUUUGCCUUAUAUAUCCGGGCGCCAUUGGCAACUUCUUGUUAUGUCUGUGCAAGACAACUAUGCUUUGUGGUUCUGCUCAUUGCACAGGCCUCCUCCCACACAACUCAGACAAGCAAUUGAUUGUUCUAUUCCAGCAAGUAUGAUGAUGGACGGGAGAUCAAUUGUUAAGAGUAGAAAGAUUGCUUGGAUUUCUCUCAAGUGUAACAGACAAAAUGGGUCAUAUGAGUGUGGAUACUAUGUAAUGUAUUGGAUGACCCAUAUUGUUCGUUCUCACAUCACAAGAAGCUGGGAAACGAGAUUCAAGACUACUACACCAGUUCCUGAGAAGUCACUACUAUUCAUUAGGAACGCUGCUGCGAAGUAUAUAGUUAGAUUAUACAAUAGCUCUUAGAUUUAGAUUUAAACAAUGCAUUUGAUUAGAUAGAAUUUUCUUAGACUCUCUACUUUAUUUGAUGUUGAAAUACAUUUGAACAUGUGUUUGUUAUGUUGAAAUUGAAUUUCUGUAAAUGUUUUUAUAUGCAGGUCUGUUUUUGUGGUAGUGGAUAUCACAAAAACAGACCUGCUAUUUUAAAAAACUGCAGGGGAAUAUGCCGCGGUUCUAACCACAACCGCGGCAUAUAAGGGGAAUAUGCCGCG
Vigna angularis (adzuki bean) is the source of this 1416-nucleotide messenger RNA. RefSeq lists its product as uncharacterized. NCBI's taxonomy places the organism in Eukaryota, Viridiplantae, Streptophyta, Magnoliopsida, Fabales, Fabaceae. The transcript has 8 exons. The coding region runs from base 20 to 1171 and encodes 383 amino acids. Gene Ontology annotation, molecular function: deNEDDylase activity. The record is from RefSeq and is a predicted model, not a curated record.